AUGACUUUCCCACCUCCCAAACGCCUCAAGCUCGAUGCGUACCCAGGCGGCGCAUCCUCACCAUCCUCGAGCCUCGCAGCUCCAUCUACAAGCCCCCAUGACCACCCUGGUGAUGCGUCCGUCAAGGUCGUCCACUUUGACCGCUACGACUGCCGCCCGCUAGAAGGAUGA
This is a messenger RNA of Apiotrichum porosum, 171 nucleotides long. RefSeq lists its product as uncharacterized. The transcript has 2 exons. Bases 1 to 171 code for a protein of 56 amino acids. The record is from RefSeq and is a predicted model, not a curated record. NCBI's taxonomy places the organism in Eukaryota, Fungi, Basidiomycota, Tremellomycetes, Trichosporonales, Trichosporonaceae.